AUGGGCAUUCAAGUCUUUGACAUCCCAGCAUUUACACUGGGAAUGCCCUCAGCUACCAUGUACGACCGCACCCAUUGGAAAAGUCGAGAUUUCCUGCCAUUUGGAUUAUCCAUCCUCGCUCAACACCGCGCCGUCGAUUUCCUAGGGACUGGACCUACGGCCAUUGUAGAUGCGAGGGGUCUCGAUGCCCGCUCCUUCAACCCAGAUCGAUGGUUGAAGCCAAAUGCUAAAAGCCUCGAGCAAUAUCAAGUCGCGUUUUCCAAAGGAGCCAGGAUUAUUGUUCCUGCUAAGAUCACAUGUGUGUUGACCCUUCUGUUCCGGAAAUAUGCGGUCACUCUUGCUUGUGACUUCCGUCCUCCGAGAAAAUUCAACGCAAUGAAUUCAUCGAAUUCUAUUUUGUAUGGAUUCGGCCGCUUCACCAGCAGCACUUUGCGUCACAGGAACUCACUUGAGGACAGAGGCGACAAGCUGGAGAACGACGACAUCAUCAGGAGCUUGGCGGAUAUGAUUGUCGAGGAACUGACGAUCGCGACCGGCAGCGAAGAUCUCAAGGGAGGCUUUCCGCAGUUACAACAUGUUUACAUCUUUGGCCUGAGGAUAGACUGUACUGAAGACUGUCCAUCUGCGCUCUGUCUCGCAUAUUUGUGCUUGAGUAUUUGGGAAAGCAGUGAAGUGUCUAGCAUGUCUAUGACUGUGUUAUAUGCUGCUCUUGCAGUUGCGUGUCUCGUCGUCGGUGCCCAGUCAGCCCAGCAAUGCUUUCCCAGACCAUUAAGUCACAAGAAAAAGGAAGGCACAGCGUCACUUGAUGACAUGACAGCAUUCUUUGGCUUGUGGGAAGAAAUGAUUGUCAACUGGUACCUCCAGGUUUACCAGAAUCAUCACCCACUUGCUCAUUAA
Colletotrichum lupini is the source of this 897-nucleotide messenger RNA. RefSeq lists its product as uncharacterized. NCBI's taxonomy places the organism in Eukaryota, Fungi, Ascomycota, Sordariomycetes, Glomerellales, Glomerellaceae. The coding region runs from base 1 to 897 and encodes 298 amino acids. The transcript has 13 exons. The record is from RefSeq and is a predicted model, not a curated record.